This is a messenger RNA of Anopheles nili, 1134 nucleotides long. RefSeq lists its product as uncharacterized. Bases 4 to 1134 code for a protein of 376 amino acids. NCBI's taxonomy places the organism in Eukaryota, Metazoa, Arthropoda, Insecta, Diptera, Culicidae. The transcript is spliced from 6 exons. The record is from RefSeq and is a predicted model, not a curated record.
AAAAUGGACGUCUUAAUUGAUAAAUUUUUGAAUGAUGUUGGUAACGAAUAUCAAUUAACAUACUAUACCACAGAAUUGCAACUUUAUUUUGAAAAACAUCAUAUUUUUGAAAUAUUAUUUGAUUUAAUGUUAAUUUUAGCGAAGGAACGUCCGCUUGAUAUAAAGACAUUCAUCGCAGCAAAUAUUAUAAGCAUCUCCAAGAAAUAUUCUCAGAUCAAUACCUUUAUUAGCGUUCCGGAUGAUGUUGAUACUACAUGUGUUUACCGCUCUUUGAUACACGAUGGCUAUAAUUGUCCUGUUAUUGAAGUGAACAAAUCUUUUAACAAAAGAACUGGCAUCAAUCGCUUAAAGGAAUGGUUAAAAAAUUUGAAGUUGGAUGGAAAGAAUCUCAUCAUGAUAGGUAAUAGGCAAAAAUUAAAUCAUGCUAAAUCCGCAUUCUACUUUCGUCGCCUGGCAGCUGCCAAUGAUGAAAAAUCACUACAGAAGCUGAGUAGCCGUAUUUGCGAAAACUCGAAUUUGCUUAAGGUCGAUCCUCAUCACUUCGCCAUUAAAUAUGCUGAACGAAUAGUUCUUCUUGGUCGUCCUGGCUGUGGUAAACAUCGAAUAGGAAAAUGGCUUGCCGAGCGAUUGAACGUUAUUUUAGUUUCUGCUUCAGAAUUAAAAGCACAUCACGAACGACAAUUCGAUUCUUUCGGCCGUGCGCUUAGUAUUGGUUCGCUGGAAAAUCUGCACACUUCCGAGCUAAUAUCAUCAAUAGUGCAACAUCGGCUAUUACAAUUGGACUGUCUGAAUUUCGGGUGGGUGCUGAUAGAUUAUCCUAACACGGCUGAUGAUGUAAAGAACUUCUAUCAACUGAUGAUUUCACCAAAAAAAGUGAUUUUCUUAAAUACCGAUGAAACAAUUUGUCGACGUCGAAAAUUACGUCAUGAAACACGUGGCCAAAAAAUAUCUGAUUGCUGGAAAACAAUGAUGUUGGACACAGAGAUGAUAUUCUACGACAUUCACUAUCAAUCUUUACUUGAAGCCUUUCAAAAACAAGAACAUUGUGCUAUACUACAAAUUGAUGGAAAUCGAUCAUAUCCUAAUAUUCAAAAAUCUAUUGUUGAUAAAUUGAUGAUCAAGCACAAUAUGUAG